This is a messenger RNA of Hirsutella rhossiliensis, 318 nucleotides long. RefSeq lists its product as uncharacterized. The coding region runs from base 1 to 318 and encodes 105 amino acids. The record is from RefSeq and is a predicted model, not a curated record. Lineage: Eukaryota; Fungi; Ascomycota; Sordariomycetes; Hypocreales; Ophiocordycipitaceae. The transcript has a single exon.
AUGGAGUAUUCAACGCCUCCAAAGCUGCAUAUCGACGAGAGUUGGAAAGUUCGCUUCCUGACUGAUUCUGCUCCGAUGGAUAAGGUCAAUUUCAUCAGAGCCUACGCCAAGGCUCGUGAAGUGGGAAUGACGAAGAAGAAUAUACUCUCCGGCUGGAGAGUUACUGGCAUUGGCCAAUUUCGCGAGCCAAAGCUCUACGGCACCCAGAAAUCCAAGAGGAUAGGCGGAAUGACAGCCCAAAAGGACUCGGAGCCGGCGCCGUAUUUUGGCUCGGAUGAUACACCAAAACCAGCCGCCAGAUUCGCGAUCUUGGGCUAA